AUGGCAAGAGCUGAGCCGCCCACUUCUGGGAGUGGUCAUGCAAACACAUAUGAUUCAGAGCAGAGGCCUCAAAUGUUAUCGUCGAAGUCAGAUGGCCUGAGCAAUCCCAAGGUCGUGUACAAUCCAGCAGAUAAAGGCCUGAGCCAUCCGAAGGCCUUGUAUACUCCAGCUGGUAAUGGUCUGUACCAUCCUAAGGCUGUGCAUACACCAGAAAGAAGGCGUCCUGUUUCCAGAGCUGAAGGAGAAUGGAAGGGUUCCAUCUCAAGGCUUUCAAGGCACGCCGCAUCGCCAAAUCGGAAAAGAGUGGCCCCUGCACCCGAGAUGCUCAAAGAACAAGUCUUCAGAAUACAGCGGCGGGAAGACGAUGAGGCAUAA
Molecule: messenger RNA, 375 nt
Organism: Parastagonospora nodorum SN15
Lineage: Eukaryota; Fungi; Ascomycota; Dothideomycetes; Pleosporales; Phaeosphaeriaceae
Exons: 2
Coding region: 1-375 (124 amino acids)
Source: RefSeq, a predicted model, not a curated record